Guillardia theta CCMP2712 is the source of this 504-nucleotide messenger RNA. RefSeq lists its product as hypothetical. The coding region runs from base 1 to 504 and encodes 167 amino acids. The record is from RefSeq and is a predicted model, not a curated record. The transcript has 7 exons. NCBI's taxonomy places the organism in Eukaryota, Cryptophyceae, Pyrenomonadales, Geminigeraceae.
AUGCACGUGCUGGUGAUCGACGGGUUCGGAGACUCGCCCGAGAGCAGGAGGCGCUUCCAGAACUUCUACAACUCAGUGCUCAAGGCCUUUGACCUGAGCUGGCCUUACGGGAAGAGCGUCUACACGCGGCGGUACGACGACAUCGGAGACUAUCUGAACGAGAACAAGGACGGUUUCGUGCAGGUCUUCAGGUUGAUGCAGAUGUGUGCGCAAACUGGAAAAUGUUUCUUCGCCUCCUCAGCCUUUGCCGCGAUCGUCUUGUGUGCGAUCAACACGAGAGGGAUAGUAGAGAAGAUCGGCAGACUUCAUCCUUCUUACCCUGAAGGGGGCAAUGUUGAGAUCCUCAAUCGAGUGCGGCCAGCACACGACCAGCUCUUCCUCGAUGCGCAGACGGGGGACAUGUACAAGUUUGACGGCGACAGCGGUCAGUGGAAGAAGUCGUUCAACUGCGGUCUGAGGAGGAGGAGGCUGCAGACGAAUGCGAAGAGACUGCUGGGCAGGUGA